UCUUUACUUCACAUCACUUUGGCGAGCCGAUCAGGGCACAAGAUGAUGAAUUCCAGAAUGCUGCUCCAGCGGAAAUCUGGGGUUCUGGGGUUGGCGGUUUCCCGACCCGUUUCCCGUGCUCGGAGAUGCCCAAAAGGGAAGGCUUCCCGCGGUUAAAGCUGCUUGCCCCACGCCUCCUCGCCCCUGUGGCUGCAACCGAUAACAGGCUGGCACCAAAAGCCGCUCUCCGGGAUCCGCCCCGGCAGUUUGUUCGGGAACGGGACAGCCUCAUCCAAGCAUGGCUCCCUUGCGUUGCACUCCUGCCAAGCAAGCUGGGGAAGACCACGUUGUGGAGUGAUGGAGAACUUCCUGUGAACUUAAACCCUUCCGACCCUCCGCCGGGAUUUCAGACCUCGUUCUUUUGUUCUCCAGCUAUCAACUCGAACCUUUGAUCGUCUAGCAAGGGGACGACGCAACAUACAAUGGCCGCAGACUCCGAGAAGGCCCACGCCGUCCCGGCCUCCGAGAAAGCCAGCUCGGCCGAGGUAGAGAAUGGCAUUGCUAGUGUUGCCCUCGAUGCAGAGACCAACAAGAAGCUCUUGAGGAGGAUUGACUGGCGUGUGAUGCCUGUGCUCUGCUUCACCUAUGCCCUCCAGUUCUACGACAAGGCGCUCCUCAGUCAGGCCGCCAUCUUUGGCCUCCGCAAGGACCUCGGGCUCGAGGACGGCCUGAAGUACUCCUGGGCCUCGCUGAUAUUUUACUUUGGCUACAUGGCCGGGACCUAUCCCGUCUCGCUGCUAGCCCAGAAAUACUCAACCCGUGUCGUCAUCACGAUCAUCUGCCUCCUCUGGUCCGUCGUCGUGCUAACGACCCCCGCCUGCCGCGGCUACAAGGACUUCCUCAUCAACCGCUUCUUCCUCGGCCUGAUCGAGGCCGGCGUCUCCCCCAUCUUCAUGCUGGUCGUUGGCCUCUGGUACACGCACGCCGAGCAGAUCUCGCGGUCCAGCUGGUGGUACUCGUUCAGCGGCGGCUCGCUGCUCGUCUCGCCGCUCAUCAACUACGGCAUGGGCCACAUCCAGGGCGGCAGCAUGCAGCCGUGGCAGUACAUGUACUUCAUCGCCGGCGGCGUGACCGCCAUCUGGGGGGUCGCCCUGUGGUGGCUGUUCCCCGACACGCCGCAGAACGCCAAGGGCUUCUCGGAGGAGGAGCGCGCACAGCUGAUGGAGCGCGUGCGCGGGAACAAUGCCGGCGCCGAGAACAAGACGUUCAAGUGGUACCAGGUCGCCGAGGCCAUGAAGGACUACCAGCUGUGGGGCAUCUGCGUGUUGUCGAUCGUGUCGACCACGGGGUCGGGAGCCGUCACCGUGUUUGCGCCGAUUGUCUUCAACGGCAUGGGCUUCACCAUCUUCGAGUCGCUGUUGCUCAACCUGCCCAUCGGCGCCCUGGCGUUUCUUUGUAUCCUCGGGUCCGGAUACCUUGGCCGGUUCGUGCCGAACUCGCGGUUUCACAUCAUCGCGGGGUCGUGUCUCCCGGUUAUUUUGGGAUGUGCCUUGCUCUGGCAACUUCCCUCUUCCAACACCGCCGGCCGUAUUGUCGGGUACUACCUGAUCAACUUCUUCUCCUCGGCGUGGGUGCAGUGCAUCGGUCUCGGCACGUCCAACGUGGCCGGCCACACCAAGAAAGCCGUCUAUGCUGCUGCGACCUUCAUCGCAUAUUCCAUCGGCAACAUCAUCGGCCCUCUCAUGUUUGAUGCAUCGUAUGCCCCCCGCUACGACAAGAGUUUCACCGGCAUCAUGAUCUGUUUCGUCAUCUGUUUCGUCUGUGCCGAAAUCGUUCGCCUCCUUCUGGUGAGGGAAAACAAGAAGCGUGAGGCGCAGUACGGUCCACCAGAUGAUGCCCACGGAUUGGAAGACUUUACGGAUAGAGAGAAUAAGUCGUUUAGAUACCACUUGUAACGAAUAGGCAAUAAUUAGCAAGCCAAUGGAGCAAAGCGUCGUCCUUGAUUCGA
Messenger RNA from Chaetomium fimeti, 1987 nucleotides. RefSeq names its product major facilitator superfamily domain-containing protein. Lineage: Eukaryota; Fungi; Ascomycota; Sordariomycetes; Sordariales; Chaetomiaceae. Gene Ontology annotation, molecular function: transmembrane transporter activity. Gene Ontology annotation, cellular component: membrane. Bases 462 to 1934 code for a protein of 490 amino acids. Gene Ontology annotation, biological process: transmembrane transport. The record is from RefSeq and is a predicted model, not a curated record. The transcript is spliced from 4 exons.